UUCCUGCGGGUAUUCUUCUUAGAAUUCAACAUCUCCGGGACUCUGGCUAUCUCUGUCUCAGCCACCGACAAAUUCAUUCGUCUCCGAUCAAAAUCUCAUCUUUCUGAUCGCAAUGCAUACUCUCAAGGACAAAGUCUCCCAAAAGCUUUCUAAUCUCUUCGCUGAUUCCCCAAGCCAAUCUGCUUCUCCACGCUUCUCCAACUCCGAUUCUCCAAAGGCCAGGCUGAGUUCAAGUGUAGGCAAAUCUUUGUCUUCGUAUUUCUCUUUUGUUGUUCCUCAAUCUGGGAAUGAUGAUGAUGAUUCGGAAUCAUGUCCUCCUCCUCUUCCCAUUAGAACAGACAGUUCUGAGUCUAUUGAGAAUUGUAAACCUGAAUAUGGGCAAGAUAAAGCUGGGACCUUUGUAUCCAAUGGUGAAGAUAAGGAAUCAGAUAAGGGCCGUGAGUUACGUGUUUCGGCGAAAGUAGAAAGCGGUAACGAUUACUUGGAAGGGGUGAAGCAGAUGAGAGAAUUAACAGAAAGCUCGGUUUUUAUUACUGCUAACUUGUGUGAAUUCUUACAAGCGUGUCUUCCCAAUAUUGUAAGAGGCUGCAAAUGGUUCUUGUUGUAUAGUACGUUGAAACAUGGCAUAUCUCUCCGUACGCUUCUACGAAGAAGCGGAGAGCUUCCUGGUCCUUGUUUACUGGUUGCUGGAGACAAACAAGGUGCGGUUUUUGGCGCUUUACUGGAAUGUCCAUUGAGACCUACUCCUAAGAGAAAAUAUCAGGGUACAAGCCAGACUUUUUUGUUCACAACUAUUUAUGGUGAACCACGCAUAUUUAGACCUACAGGUGCCAACCGAUAUUAUCUGAUGUGUAUGAAUGAGUUUUUGGCAUUUGGAGGUGGUGGAAACUUUGCUCUAUGCUUAGACGAAGAUUUGUUGAAGGCAACAAGUGGACCUUCUGAAACAUUUGGGAACGAAUGCUUAGCUAGCAGCACGGAGUUUGAGUUAAAGAAUGUCGAGCUCUGGGGAUUUGCGCAUGCGUCUCGAUACCUCUCCUCCUGAUCUUAGAGAUCCCUUUCUUUGUCAAGAAUCAAGAUACCUCAAUAGAAAGCAAAGAUAACCGUCUUUUUUUUUUUUUUUUCAAUCAGUUAAUUGUUUCAAAGUUAUGAUUAGGCUCAAGACAGUUUUUUCAGGCUUUAAUCGGUUGAAACUUGAAAGAGUGACAAUAUUACAUGUUUGUAUCUGUGAAUUACUGAAUCUCAGUUAUAGUAACUGAGAAUACUAAUUCAGCUGGGACCUUAUUGGAGAUUAAUUUGACUGUAAUUCUAAGAUAGUGCUAUUGUUUAUUA
Messenger RNA from Camelina sativa (false flax), 1329 nucleotides. RefSeq lists its product as uncharacterized. Lineage: Eukaryota; Viridiplantae; Streptophyta; Magnoliopsida; Brassicales; Brassicaceae. The record is from RefSeq and is a predicted model, not a curated record.